CUGUUCCCCUCCGAACCCAUCUCUGGCACGCAUGCGCAGUAGCGAGCCGCUCAGUCCCCAGCGAAUGGCCGUUGAAGCGGAAAUGUUUGUCGCUAUGGCAACACGAUGAAAGAGCGCUUCGGCCGCGCAAUUCUUUCUCAGAAUAGCCUUUUUGCGUGGAUGGCUCAUGCAUUGGCUUGCGCUAGGAACUGUCGGCUAGAUCCAAGUCACUAUGAAGUACUAAAAGUUUCAUUGUGUGCUCAUGUUCUGUUGUCACUAAGCAACAAAGAAACUCUUUGCUCAUUUAGCAACUUCAUUGUGCUCUUGGUUUGCUAUUUUCUUGUCGUUAUUGUUUUUAAAUGUACAAGAAAUUGUGUUUGGGUGCUUUUCACUGAAAAAUCUGUUGUUUUUUUUUAAUGAGAAGUGAUUGAUACUAUCAGAAAAUAACUAAAGACUUUACCUCUAAUUGGAAACAACAACAAUAAUGAUGGCUUCUCAUGUCACUACAAGGCAGUUCAGUCCUUUUAAGCACUCAAGUCUUCACUCUGAUUCACUUCACAAAGUGCAUAAGAAUCAGUAUGAACGUCUGCUAAAGAGAAUGUAUAUGCCUUUUGUGAGGGGGCCUGAAGACCGACAUUUGUUUCCCAGCUUCACCGAGAAGUGCAGCAGUGCUUUUCUAAAAUCCAAUCCUUUUAUACCACCUGAAGAUAAAAGCUACAUAUUAGCUCCACACCGGGAAGACGAGCCAGAAUUAAGCUCUUUCUCUGGAUUUUUAAGUCCAGCGGCUGAAGCUGAAGCAGAUAAGCAAAUCCCACGUAGGAAAAACAUUGAACUACAGAGUAGUGGCAAAGAUGUGCAACCACCUCAGGAAACACCUGCCCCCCACCAGAAAGACCAGAUUGCCAAGAAAAGUACCUCAUUGCUAUUAGAAUACAUAAGCCAGGAUCAAAGAUGGAACAGCAGAGCAGUCCCAGAUAGUUGUUUAAGGGCCAAAAUUGGAGGAAGUACAAGUCCAGUAAAAGUUAGACCUGCUCAGCCUAAAACAAAGGACUCUUUCUCAAGUCAUAGCUUUGAAUUUCAUGUAGAUCCAGAUGUUAAGUCAAAAGAUCCUUCUUCUGAAAGAAGCAGAGACGAGAAAGCUCUGAAGUAUAUGUAUACCUCAACAACCCAAAGAGGAUAUGAGGAAGUUCCCUGGGACAUAAUAUUACUGCCAAAAAUCAAGCCUCCAGGUUCAGUAAUAGAAUUAAAGGAUGAUGGUGUCUCCCAGAAUCCUGCAUUGAAACGAUAUGAACCAACUGAAGAAAUAAGCCAAGUUGUUGGAAGCCUCUGGAGCAGAUUCCAAAGAAGACCCUUCAUAGUACCACACCGACCAAUUAAUUUUGUUAGCCCAAGUUCUCGAAAUCAGCAACUCCCUUUAUACACAGGCUGUGUUGGUGCCGAGAACAUCGAAGACCUAGACAACCCAUAUGUAGAUGUAAAGAUGCACAGCAGAGUUCGAUCUGCCAAGCCACGUUAUGUGAAAUCUUCCUACAAGCCAAACACCUUUGGAUAUGCUGGCAAGGUUCAUUGGUUAGCUACCCAACCAGCAAAUUCUAAUCUUCAACCAACAUCAUCACCAGCAAUUUCACGAAUGUAUGGAUUCCUAGCUACUCAUGGACAACCAACUGAAUUUCCACAUCGUGGGCCAUUGUCGCAGAUCAUUACACCAAUUCAACCUCAAAAUUCUUUCAAUAACUGUCGGAAAGGGAGAAUCAUAAUUUGAAAGAAUCCUGUUCUACAUUGGCCCAAUUGCAGGGUUCAACAGACAACUAGAACCAAGAAAAAUUAAGAAAUAAAUGCUUUAUU
Molecule: messenger RNA, 1824 nt
Organism: Anolis carolinensis (green anole)
Lineage: Eukaryota; Metazoa; Chordata; Lepidosauria; Squamata; Anolidae
Gene: spmip7
Product: sperm microtubule inner protein 7
Exons: 9
Coding region: 464-1741 (425 amino acids)
Source: RefSeq, a predicted model, not a curated record